AUGAGCAAGGGACCAGGUCUCUACUCCGACUUCGGCAAGAAGGCCAAAGAUUUGCUCACCAGGGAUUACCUAUCCGACCAGAAGAUUUCCAUCUGUAGUUUCACCGAUUCUGGAGUGGCUGUUACCUCGAAUGUUGUUGAGAAAGGAGGCCUUUCGUCUGGGGAUGUGGCAGCUGAAUACAAGCAUAAGAAUGCUACUGUUGGAUUCAAAGUCGACACUGUGUUCAGUUGUCCCUUCUGCAAUCAUGGAACAAGUGUCGAGUGCCGCAUUGAUAUGAAGAACAUGAUCGGUGAAGUUUCGUGUGGUAUCUGUCAAGAGAGUUUCAGCACCACUAUCACAGACCAGGAGCAAGACUCGUCGUGGGAUGCUGACACUCAUCAGGACGAAGACACAUCAUCGGAUUCUGAUUACUACAACCAGGAAGGAGACUCCUUCUCGUUGUCGUCGGGUGCUGACACUGAUCAGGAAGAAGACGCAUUGGAUGAUGAUGAUGAUGAUGACGAUGAGUCCGAUCAUAUUGAGCCUGAUGACCAACCCAACGGAGCCUCGAUCGAGAAAUUGGCAAAACAUGUGUUAUAUAUGUAUGUUCAAUUUUUUUUCUACAAAUCAAUUGCAAUGUACUCCAUAACUCUAAUGAUCAAAUAUUGA
Messenger RNA from Linum trigynum, 648 nucleotides. NCBI's taxonomy places the organism in Eukaryota, Viridiplantae, Streptophyta, Magnoliopsida, Malpighiales, Linaceae. The record is from the annotation of a GenBank genome assembly.